Messenger RNA from Periconia digitata, 1830 nucleotides. NCBI's taxonomy places the organism in Eukaryota, Fungi, Ascomycota, Dothideomycetes, Pleosporales, Periconiaceae. The record is from the annotation of a GenBank genome assembly.
AUGCCAUCCCUCUUCAACACCCUCCUCUUCACCCUCGGCGCAACCACCACCCUCGCGCAAUUCGUGACGCCGCCCACGAAUCUGACCACCAAAGUCGGCCACGCAAAUGUCACGCUCCGCUACAAGGCCGUCCCGCCAGGGAUAUGUGAGCUGUCGCCCCUCUACAAAUCCUACUCCGGCUACGCAGAUAUCUCGUCAACAUCACACAUCUUCUUCUGGUUCUUCGAGGCCCGCGUGCCGGAUCCUUCCUCCGCGCCUCUCACAGUCUGGAUCAAUGGUGGCCCUGGAUCCUCCUCCAUGAUUGGUUUGUUCCAAGAAUUGGGCCCCUGUGGCGUGGGACCCGAUCUAAAACCUUUCAACAACGAGUUCUCGUGGACGGCAACCAGCAACAUGAUCUUCAUUGAUCAGCCGUCCAUGGUGGGAUUUUCGUAUAGCGACCCUGUAGUCCCGGCGUUCAAAGACGAUAAGGGAUAUAUUGUGGAAUUGCCUGAGAACAAGUGCCCUAGUUAUGUAGAGGAGAAGUAUGGAGGGUGCGGGACGUGGUCGAGGGCGAAUCUGGAGCGGACUGUGAAUAGUACAACGGCGGCUGCAGAUGGGAUGUGGAGAACGCUGCAAGGGUUUUUGGGCGUUUUCCCAGAGUAUGGGAAGGCGGGAGUGAAUUUUGCGACGGAGAGUUAUGGAGGUCAUUACGGCCCCCUCUUCAACGCCUAUAUCCUCGACCAGAACGAGAUGAAUCUCCCAGACACCAUACCCAUUGACCUCCGCUCCGUGCUAAUCGGAAACGGAUGGUUCGAUCCUCUCGUCCAAUACGAAGCCUUCUACAACUUCAGCGUCAACCCGGGAAACUCAUACAACAUUGCACCCCCCAACGAUACCGUCCGCGAGGAAUGGUACAACAACAUGUACGGCCCAGGAAACUGCUACGACCAAACUAUACAAUGCUACGAAUCUGGCCGCGAUGACGUCUGCGCGCGCGCCGACAGCUUCUGCUACGACAAAGUCGAGUACGUGUACGACGAGUAUACUGAAGGUCGCGACGAGUACGAUGCGCGAUAUCUCACUCCCGAUCCAUUUCCAUACUCGUACUAUGUCGAUUACUUGAAUCUUCCGGAGAUUCAAGCUGCGAUUGGUGCUUUUCAGAACUUUUCCGAGAGCUCGUCGACGGUCAGUGCGGCGUUUGCGAGUACUGGUGAUGAUGAUCGUGAGAUGGGGAUCCUAGCUGCGAACAAGAAACUGCUAGAUGCCGGUGUGCAAGUCAUGCAUUAUUACGGUGAUGCUGACUUUGUAUGUAAUUGGAUAGGAGGGGAAGUUGUUGCAGGGAAGAUUGGCGCGGAGGGAUUCGACGAGGCUGGUUUUGUGGAUGUACAGACUUCUGACGGGGUUGUGCAUGGACAAGUUAAACAGGCUGGGCUGUUCUCGUUUGUGCGAGUUUACGAGUCUGGCCAUGAAGUACCUUUCUACCAACCUCUAGCCUCCCUCGAGAUCUUCACUCGCGCCCUCAACAACACCGAUAUCUCCACUGGCCUUAUAUCACUCCUUCCAUUCGACGACCAGACAUACUCGUAUAAGACCGUGGGUACACCAACGAGCGAAUACAAGGAAGGAAACGCGACGGUUCAGUUCGACGUCACGCCUAAGAACGCGACAUACAACACUAAGCUUAACGCUCCUGAUCCCGUGCCGACAUGGGGUGCUGCUGCCGGGGGAUCUGAUAAGGUGAAGCGUGAGAGUGCGGGAACGAGGAAGAGAAACGACAUGUUAGGACGGCAAAGACAGAGACAGAGGCGGGUUAGGGGUGAAAGGAUGGGAAGCCCGGGGAGAUUUGGUUGA